Messenger RNA from Carassius carassius (crucian carp), 2067 nucleotides. Its product is annotated as small muscular protein-like. The transcript is spliced from 5 exons. NCBI's taxonomy places the organism in Eukaryota, Metazoa, Chordata, Actinopteri, Cypriniformes, Cyprinidae. The record is from RefSeq and is a predicted model, not a curated record. The coding region runs from base 180 to 431 and encodes 83 amino acids. Gene Ontology annotation, cellular component: M band; muscle tendon junction; costamere.
AAUUAGGUCAUGAUCUUAAUAAGUAUUGUUGCUCUGUGAUUCUCUGACUGCGUGGAAGGGAGCAAAAGAGGAACAGACAGGACUUUUAACUGGCUAUUAAAAUAGAACACAAAGCAGCGAGGAGGUGUGGACCUCACGCUGACAGUUGAACAGCAGGAACGUGGACACAAGUGCACACAAUGUCUAAACAACCGUCGUCCAACGUAAAAGCCCUGCAGGCCAACCUUAAUAUUCCGAUGGGGGCUCUGCGUCCCGGGGCGGGACAUCCUGUGAAGAGGAGAGAAGAUACAGCAGAAGCAGAGGAGGCGUCCCCAGUGACUCCAGAGGAGAAAAAGCCACUGCCCGGUGCUGUGAAACUACCGGGCCCCGCCGUCAACCUUUCUGAGAUCCAGAACGUAAAGAGUGAACUAAGAUGGGUCACCAAGGACUAAACAAGACAGAGGUGGCUCCACCCCCAUUUUAUCCAAGGAUUUGGUUACUAUCUCCUUCCAAUCAGGUUCAUGUAUUUACCACAAACUCCCAGAGAACCAGUCGCAAAGGAAUCAACGACAAGCCUUAAUGACGACGCUACCUUCUGACCUGAGAACAAUAACUGAGGGGGUGGAUUCGAUCAGAGCAAAGACUGAUGGGUAUAGAGCAAAUCAAAGCUUUAAACCAGGGUUUAGUCUGUCUAAAAUAGGUCAUUGCUUUUUAAACCUCCCUGUUUCCAAUUCUGUAUUUUGUGUUUUAAAAUGUACUGUGUGUUUAAUUUAUAGGGAUUGUUUACACAAAAAUGUAAAUUCUGUCAUCAUUUACUCACCCUUAUGAGUGGACUAUCCCUUUAGGUUUGAUUUUAUAGAAGUUCUGUAUUCUCCUACUACCAUCAAUGAAUCAUAAAACAGAAUAUACAGUAUGACACUGAAGACAUUGGCUAUUACUAUUCCUCUUAAAAUUCCUCCAUUCGCCCUAAAAAAAGCAAGAUUGUCUUGUAAAACAACUCGAACAAAUGUGACAUCAUAAAAAACAAAAUUGUUUCAAUGUAUUUUACAUCUAGAGUGAUUAAUAUGCAAAUAAUUGCUAUAAUUUGAUUAAUUAGUCAGAAUGUCAUGCAUUAAAUUUGAUUAAGUUUCCUCUGAUUGACAGCCCUACUUAAACGCCUCACGCUGCAGGCUUGUUUUCACUCCCUACACAUCUCUUUCUUUAUCUAUGGCUUUGAUCUUGUGUGUUGCAGUACAUGAGUAGGCUGUUGCAUAAUAAAACAUGAUUUCACAUUCUCUCAAGGAGGAAACCGUAGGAGGAAACCAGCUCUUGUUAUCCUUGAACAAAUAGAACUGGAUUUCAAAUGCCGCACCAAUGGUUUAUGUACAUAAACUGGGAUCAGUUUAAAAGUGUAACGCUGCUUGUCUCCUUGCCUGUCCAUACAUGUCUGCACUGCUCUGUGAUUUACAGUAGUUUACUAGCAGCAGGUGUCGUGACCUUUGGGUGAAAGUGUCCUUAUUAAAGAUCACAUAUUGCUCCUAAGAUCAGUCAGUCUGCAUUGGCAGCAGGAAAACACAUGCAUGUAUAAUUCAAAUAAAUUGUCUACAUAUGAAUUGUAUUAAUUUUGUAAGACUAUUUUCAGUAAUGCUGCUUUGAAACAAUGUAUAUUGUGAAUUGGAUCACGAAGUGAAAGACAAGCAACCACUGAAAUACAUCCAAACCUGUUGGAAAAGAUACCCAGGAUGCACCUCAUGACAUUGGUUGAGAGAAUGAGAGACUUUGAGCACAGUGAUACAAGAGGAACUAUCAAUCAUGUGGAAUUGGAAUGGAGUUUUUUAGGAUUAGGCAUCUGGCAGAGGUGCUUGGAAUACAGAGAGAGUGAGCAGCUGUCUAACUAAUCAACAAAGCCUUCAUUAUUCCCUUAUUACCCAUAAUGCAAGGCAUAGAAAGCCUGCAGUUUUAAAACUUCUGAGAAGCUCAGCAUAUCUAAACUUUUGUUGAUUUAUUGAUACAGUCGUCUUCUCUGCUACCAUAUGUUUACCAUUAUACAUUUCAGAUUGUAUAUCUUUGAAAAAUGUGCGUUAAUUAAAAUGAUUUUCUCACCUAUAA